Molecule: messenger RNA, 1836 nt
Organism: Suillus discolor
Lineage: Eukaryota; Fungi; Basidiomycota; Agaricomycetes; Boletales; Suillaceae
Exons: 10
Coding region: 1-1836 (611 amino acids)
Biological process (GO): metal ion transport; transmembrane transport
Cellular component (GO): membrane
Molecular function (GO): magnesium ion binding; magnesium ion transmembrane transporter activity; cobalt ion binding
Source: RefSeq, a predicted model, not a curated record
AUGCCUCGCGAAAACAGUUUCACGGACUCUGUUGGAUGUUGCUUGACGCCUGACCUUGAGGACGAAUUCGUGCCAUCGCUGAGUCCACCACCACGUUCCGCAUCCCCUGCCCAUAUCGAAUCGUCUCUACCCUCUAAUGGAUCCUCCCAAGAGCCUGUACCUCAGUCUUGGCGACGUGCAUCUUCGUCAAAAAUUCCGGCCUCACUGCGGCCAAAACGUGCUCCUGCCCUCUAUUUUCAAACACCCAAAGAUCGCUUCCGCGCAUGUGUCCGCAAAGUGAUUUCCAUACACCGGAAAACAACAAUCCUUUUGGGUUUCGGUCUCGCCGGUGCAGAACCUGGUGUUGACCCGCGCAGGCAGUCCGCAGAUCUGCAUUAUGCGCACAUUCGCGAGCGCUGCGAGAUCCAAAUCGCCGACUAUAGUACCUUGAGGAGUAGCUUUGGAAAUAUGGAUAAUGAGCGUUUUGUACAAAUGUUAAAUGAUAAGAGAAGUUCGGAGAGGGAGCCAUGGGUGAAGGUGAGGUGGAUAAACGUGUGCGGCAUCAGCUGGGAUGUGAUGAGUGCGCUUGCCCUGAAGUAUGGCCUUCACCCGCUCGCCCUCGAAGUUGUCCUGCACAAACACGGACAUACGCGCUCCAAAAUGGACUACUACAGUCAACACCUCUUUAUCCAUGUCUUAUCUCACACACUCACUUCCUCCUCUUCAUCUCCAAACCCUUACACACCAGAAGGCGAAGACCCGCCACGGAGCUUUUCGCCAGGUCCAAUGACGCCAGGGGACUACCACAAGGAGUAUUUCAAGGAUGACAGCGUCCGUGCAGACGCUGGGGAUGAAGGUAGCACGAUGUAUGGCGGCAGUGCGCCUGCAACCUGGCGACUUGGAAGCACCAUCAGGAGCAGAACGUCAGUGACAGCUGACAUGGAAAGUGUUGCAAGGGCCAGGGAGGAUGGCUUAAUCCCGCUAACAUCCGCUACGCGGAAAGACAGCGCGUCCCGAAAACGCCGGGAGAAAGCUCAGAUGACUCUCACUGAUCUAAAGAAGGCGGGCCGCGUGAACGUUUGCAUCCACCCGAUAUCAAUUUUCUUAUUGAGAGAUGGCACAGUGAUCUCUGUUAUGCCGUCCAAUUUCAUCGACUUCACAGGUUCCAUCAUGGCGCGUCUCCGACAGCCUGACACGGGGCUGCGUACAUCUGCAGACCCCAGUCUACUCGUUCAAAGCCUGCUCGACCUCAUCGUGGACUCUGCACUUGAGGUGGUGGAUGCAUUCCAUGAGAAGAUAUUACAGCUGGAAUACGAUGUGUUGAUGAAGCCGGAUAUGAAAGUGGUUACAAGGCUACACAUUCUUUCCGGUGAUUUGAUGUUGCAUAAGCGGACUCUUGGGCCCCUCAAGACGGUUAUUGGUGGGCUACGACGGUACGACGAGGACCGGUGUGCUGCACUUCUCUCGCCUGCUGAGAAGUGGGUUCAAGAGCAAAGCAGAGAGAAAGUGAAGGGUUUCAUGUCCCAUAAGAGCAAAAUAUACUUGGCGGACGUACACGAUCAUAUGGAAUAUAUCCUUACAAGCAUGGAUAUGUUCGCAGGGAUCACAGAAAACCUGAUCAACUACACGUUCGAUAUGAAAUCAUACGAGAUGAACGUAAUCAUGCGCCGCCUCACUCUCGCAACUCUCAUAUUCCUCCCGCUGACAUUACUCACGGGUUACUUUGGAAUGAAUUUCAAAUCUAUGUGGAGUGUCAAUAACCAUUCCGACGCCUUAUUUUGGAUGAUCGCAAUCCCUGUCACGGCAUUCGUCAUGCCCUUAGUAAUCAGACUUCAAGCGUACUACGCAUCAUGCUGA